This is a messenger RNA of Bubalus bubalis (water buffalo), 2783 nucleotides long. RefSeq names its product structure specific recognition protein 1 (gene SSRP1). Gene Ontology annotation, molecular function: histone binding; nucleosome binding; DNA binding. The transcript is spliced from 18 exons. The coding region runs from base 224 to 2362 and encodes 712 amino acids. NCBI's taxonomy places the organism in Eukaryota, Metazoa, Chordata, Mammalia, Artiodactyla, Bovidae. The record is from RefSeq and is a predicted model, not a curated record. Gene Ontology annotation, cellular component: FACT complex; nucleus.
CUCUGUGGCCAGCGCUUCCGGUGGCGGGACGCGGGGCCGCGCACGCGGGAAGAGCCUGCUCAGCGCCCCUGCCCGGCCCCCGCCCGCGCCGUCCCCCCGCCCCGGCGCGCCUACCGCCCGGGCGCCGGCGGCCGCGAGGCUCCGGCACGAGGAGAUCCCCAGCGCGCCCUCCGUCUGCGCGCCCACCCAGGAGUUUCGGGGGUACCAACAGGGCUAGGUCAGCAUGGCAGAAACCCUGGAGUUCAACGACGUGUAUCAGGAGGUGAAGGGCUCCAUGAAUGAUGGUCGGCUGAGGCUGAGCCGCCAGGGCAUCAUCUUUAAGAACAGUAAGACGGGCAAGGUGGACAACAUCCAGGCCGGGGAGCUGACCGAAGGCAUCUGGCGCCGGGUGGCUCUGGGCCACGGGCUUAAACUGCUCACGAAGAACGGACAUGUCUAUAAGUAUGACGGCUUCCGGGAAUCGGAGUUUGAGAAACUCUCUGAUUUCUUCAAAACUCACUAUCGCCUGGAGCUAAUGGAGAAGGACCUGUGUGUGAAGGGCUGGAACUGGGGAACCGUGAAGUUUGGUGGGCAGCUGCUUUCCUUCGACAUUGGCGACCAGCCGGUCUUCGAGAUCCCUCUCAGCAAUGUGUCCCAGUGCACCACCGGCAAGAACGAGGUGACGCUGGAAUUCCACCAGAACGAUGACGCAGAGGUCUCCCUCAUGGAGGUGCGCUUCUACGUGCCGCCCACCCAGGAGGACGGCGUGGACCCCGUCGAGGCCUUCGCCCAGAACGUGCUGUCAAAGGCGGACGUGAUCCAGGCCACCGGAGACGCCAUCUGCAUCUUCCGGGAGCUGCAGUGUCUGACGCCCCGAGGCCGCUACGACAUCCGCAUCUACCCCACCUUCCUGCACCUGCACGGCAAGACCUUCGACUACAAGAUCCCCUACACCACGGUGCUGCGGCUCUUCCUGCUGCCCCACAAGGACCAGCGCCAGAUGUUCUUUGUGAUCAGCCUGGACCCCCCCAUCAAGCAGGGUCAGACUCGCUACCACUUCCUCAUCCUGCUCUUCUCCAAGGACGAGGACAUCUCCCUGACGCUCAACAUGAACGAGGAGGAGGUGGAGAAGCGCUUUGAGGGGCGGCUCACCAAGAACAUGUCGGGAUCCCUCUAUGAGAUGGUCAGCCGGGUCAUGAAAGCGCUGGUGAACCGCAAGAUCACGGUCCCGGGCAACUUCCAAGGGCACUCGGGGGCCCAGUGCAUCACCUGCUCCUACAAGGCCAGCUCAGGGCUGCUGUACCCCCUGGAGCGGGGCUUCAUCUACGUCCACAAGCCGCCCGUGCACAUCCGCUUCGACGAGAUCUCCUUUGUCAACUUCGCCCGCGGGACCACCACCACGCGUUCCUUUGACUUUGAAAUUGAGACCAAGCAGGGCACCCAGUAUACCUUCAGCAGCAUUGAGAGGGAGGAGUACGGCAAGCUGUUCGACUUCGUCAACGCCAAGAAGCUCAACAUCAAAAACCGAGGGCUGAAAGAGAAAAAAGAGGGCAUGAACCCCAGCUACGACGAAUACGCUGACUCGGACGAAGACCAGCACGACGCCUACCUGGAACGGAUGAAGGAGGAGGGCAAGAUCCGCGAGGAGAACGCCAACGACAGCAGCGAUGAAUCGGGAGAGGAGACCGAUGAGUCCUUCAACCCGGGUGAAGAGGAGGAGGAUGUGGCAGAGGAGUUUGACAGCAACGCCUCCGCUAGCUCCUCCAGUAACGAGGGUGACAGCGACCGGGAAGAGAAGAAACGGAAGCAGCUUAAAAAGGCCAAGAUGGCCAAGGACCGCAAGAGCCGCAAGAAGCCCCUGGAGGUAAAGAAGGGCAAGGACCCCAACGCCCCCAAGAGGCCCAUGUCUGCCUACAUGCUGUGGCUGAACGCCAGCCGGGAGAAGAUCAAGUCGGACCAUCCAGGCAUCAGCGUCACGGACCUCUCCAAGAAGGCGGGUGAGAUCUGGAAGGGAAUGUCCAAGGAGAAGAAGGAGGAGUGGGAUCGCAAGGCUGAGGAUGCCAGGAGGGAAUAUGAAAAAGCCAUGAAGGAAUAUGAAGGCGGCCGUGGAGAGUCCUCCAAGAGGGACAAGUCCAAGAAGAAGAAGAAAGUCAAAGUGAAGAUGGAGAAGAAAUCCACACCCUCCCGGGGCUCAUCAUCAAAGUCUUCUUCAAGGCAGCUGAGCGAGAGCUUCAAAAGCAAAGAGUUUGUGUCCAGUGACGAGAGCUCUUCCGGAGAAAAUAAGGGCAAAAAGAAGAGAAGGCGGAGUGAGGACUCCGAAGAAGAGGAACUAGCCAGUACUCCCCCCAGCUCAGAAGACUCAGCAUCAGGAUCUGAUGAAUAGAGAAGAAGAUUGUGUCUCCUGGGGCUUGCCCCGUCCCAGCCCGUCUCCCCACCCGUGUUUUGGUACCUGUUUUCUCCUAUGAAAUGCAGUCCUUGGGUUCUGUGCCAUCUGAACAAGCUUUCCCGCUAGUCUGCACUUCCCUGGGGCCGCAGGGGAGGCGUCUCACCCUGCGGCUUCAGAAGAUGGCUGUUUAUAAUCCGGGGAGACAUCUGGUGGGGGCCAGGGCAGGGCUGGAUCCCACCGCACGCCCUGCCUUCCCGCCCUUUGGGGUAUAGCUGCUGCUUGUCCUGUACAAGUUGCCGCAGGCAGGGGUCCUGUGAGGGCAGGUCUGUAGCUCCUAACCGGGGCCUAUUUCUACUUUUAUUUUGUAUUUCUGGUCUGUGAAAAAUGAACAUUUAAUAAAGGGAACUGACUUUGGAAA